GCAUGUGAUCUAACUAAGAAUUUGAUAAAAGCAAAAUAAGAAAAGAAAACACUAUUAAUUUCAUGCAUGAUAACUCGACUUAUAUUACGUGACACUGUCACGCAUACUCAACAUUUAAUUCAUCAACUUACAUCAGCCGUGAACUUUAACAUGCAAAUCUGGGGCUUCUAUGUAAAAUCGAAUCAGAGGUCAAAUUAUGUACAGUCUGCCAAGAAACGUUAGUCUAGGCCAAGCUGGAAGCAUGUUUUAAAUAAUAGCAGUGAUCAAGGAAAUAUCUUGUAUUGAUACCACAUUUGUCGUAUUUCCGCCGAAAGGAAUUGAACAGACCACGCCGAAGAAAAGCCAAAGUUGAAUCUUGCGUGCUCCAACCCAAGUCAGGUUUCUUUAAUAUAAGCUUACAUAAUAUAGCUAAGAUGGCUGACCUUCUGCAAACAAUGGUUCAGUUUGCGAACGAUCACUGGGUUACGCUUUUGGCUGGAUUCCUGAUUGUCAUUUGUUACCGAUCUUGUAUUGCACCCUUCACUGUGUUCAAGAAACUUGGAAUCCCUGGGCCAACACCUGUUCCAUUUUUUGGAAACUCGAUAAAAAACCAGUUAAAUCCGAACCUUAUUCCAAAAUGUCAGAUGGAAUGGUGUAAGAAAUAUGGAAAAGUCUUUGGAGUUUAUAUUUUCCGUGAGCCUUUCCUGAUGGUGGCUGAUCCAGACAUGAUCAAAGAGAUCCUUGUUAAGGAAUUUUCAAAGUUCCACGAUCGAAAGAGGUUAGUUGAACACAUUGAGUUCUGGAAGCCUUAUGACAGAAUGUUAACCAUUGUGAGUGGUCAGAAGUGGAAGGACAUACGUGCCACCUUGUCGCCAACAUUCAGUGCGUCUAAAAUGAAGCAGAUGAUGCCAUUUAUGAAUGAAGCGCUGGACACUCUAAUGAACAAAGUGGACAGGAUUUCUAAGACAGGAGAGAUCGUUGAUUUUCACAGGUGGCUUCAGAGUCUUACCAUGGAAGUGAUUUUGUCAACAGCAUUUGGAGUCAAGGCAGAAACACAAACUGUUGAGAAAGAUCCCAUCACUGAACUAGCAAAAAAGGCUAUGGAAAUAAACCCUUUGACCGCAAUAUUUUUUUUGGUGCCAUUUGGAGAAUACAUACUGAAGUAUAUUCCAGACCCAUUUGGCUGGGACAAAAUAGGGUCCAUUGCAGCAAAUAUCAUCGAGGAAAGGCAGAAGGCAAAUGGCAAGAGCAAAGCACAUCGUAAAGACAUGCUGCAACUGAUGUUAGAUGCUAGAGAAGAAACGGGAGGAGAGAAAAUUGACAAUAACGAUAUUCAGGCCCAAAGUCUUGUAUUCCUUCUGGCUGGCUAUGACACUUCAAGUACCACUCUGGCAUUUGCCUGUCACCAGCUCGCCUUGAAUACGCAUGUCCAAGACAAACUGAGAGACGAGAUUGAUCGUAUGUGGCCUGGAGACGAGGGGUCGCCGUCGUAUGAUGUCCUUCACGGGAUGGAUUACCUUGACAUGGUUAUUAACGAAACAGUCAGGAUGUAUCCCCCUGGAUUUGUACUCCAGAGAGAUUGCAACGAGACCUGCACCAUCAAAGGAGUUACAAUUCCAAGUGGAAUGCCGGUCAUGAUUCCAUGUUAUGCAAUUCAUCAUGACCCAGAGAUCUGGCCAGAGCCUGAAAAGUUUGAUCCUGAGAGGUUCACUGAAGCAGAAAAAUCAAAGCGUCAUCCUUAUACAUUUUUGCCAUUUGGAUAUGGUCCUCACAACUGUGUCGGCAUGAGAUUUGCUUUGCUGGAAAUUAAACUGACCCUGGUGAGGUUACUGAAGAAAUACAAGCUAGAGCGCACUGAGAAAACAGCGCCGCCUCCACUUGAUUUUGCUGUUGGUGCUGUUCUCACCUGCCCUCCAGGGAAAAUCAUGCUCAAAGUUUCACCAAGGGAUUAAAAGCCAGGGCUGUGCACUAUCAUUUUCCUCGUAGACACCUACACUACAGUUUUUCUAGAAUUAACCUAUAUCGGACUGUUAUUAUAAAUGUAUAUAAGCGAUCCGUUUAAAAACGUUCUGUUGGCUUUAACAGAUCCGCAGAAUGGAUUAAAUUCAGUAAACCGGGUAUAAUGAUUGUGUUGAGUUUAGCAGUAGUAGUCACAUUGAGAAGUAACAAUGCGGUACCUCAAAUUUAAGUAGUCAAUAGAACUUAUUUUGAUGCCAGUCGUAGAGGAAACUCAAUGCUAACAUAUCCUGAUAAAUUCUACGUCUUAAAAGCAGGUUCAUGUCAGUAGUUUGCAGCUUGAAAGCUAGAUGGCCAUCUUCAUGGGUAUUUCUGACUUCCGUCUCUCGUUUUGUUUGGAUGAUCACAUGCAAAGCCUCACAGGUUUAGUUUGCUGCGAUGAGAUGCAUUCUUUUCUUGUCCAAAGUGAUGGAAAGUUAAAAAUAAACUGAAUGCAAUAUUACAUGUGCACAUCAAUAACAGACGUUUGUUAACUUUCAACCUUUUGGAAUUCGGCGUAAGAGCCCGGCAGAAUAAAGUUGAGGUCUAAUUUACGAGACAUUUUUCAGUACUGUUAACUUGGAACGUGAAAUCAGAUUCAAUAAGGGUAAAUGUAUACUGUUUUUUUUUUUUUGUAAUUUCAAGUGGUUGUAAUAAAGUCGUUACUGGUCCUGGACUACACUUAGUUGGUUUCUUAAUGAAUAACUUGGACUAUAGUUAGAACACAAUAAGGAAAAUAAAGAACAUGCUAUUUUCUUUCUGAA
This is a messenger RNA of Orbicella faveolata, 2738 nucleotides long. RefSeq names its product cytochrome P450 3A7-like. The record is from RefSeq and is a predicted model, not a curated record. Gene Ontology annotation, molecular function: steroid hydroxylase activity; iron ion binding; heme binding. NCBI's taxonomy places the organism in Eukaryota, Metazoa, Cnidaria, Anthozoa, Scleractinia, Merulinidae.